Messenger RNA from Rhagoletis pomonella (apple maggot), 1060 nucleotides. It is a transcript of the gene mRpL15, whose product is annotated as 39S ribosomal protein L15, mitochondrial. The transcript is spliced from 3 exons. The record is from RefSeq and is a predicted model, not a curated record. Gene Ontology annotation, cellular component: mitochondrial large ribosomal subunit. NCBI's taxonomy places the organism in Eukaryota, Metazoa, Arthropoda, Insecta, Diptera, Tephritidae. Bases 79 to 999 code for a protein of 306 amino acids. Gene Ontology annotation, molecular function: structural constituent of ribosome. Gene Ontology annotation, biological process: translation.
CUGGAAAUGUGAGGUUUCCUCAAAGAAAAAGUUGGUUUUAAAUAAAAAGUUUAUAGAAAUAAAAAAGUUGUUUGAAAAAUGGCGCAUCUACGCGAAUCGGCCGACAAAGCUCUAAAGAUGUUACGUGCAUUACCUCGUGUUCAACUUAGCAAUAUACGCCCAAAUCCAAACUCCAAGAAACCUACGAAACGUGGACGUGCUCAACACAGUGGUGAUAAACACGGCGCAGGAAAUAAGGGUUCAGGACAGCGUCAGAAUUAUAUGCGCCUUGGUUACGAAACAGGCAACAAUCCCUUCUAUUUGCGCUUCCCCUAUGAGCCAUAUUACAAGGGCCACCACGUGCGUCGUCAAUACCCACCAAUAUCACUAUUACAGCUGCAAGUGUUGGUGGACACGAACCGCAUCGAUUCAAAACAACCCAUCGACAUUACAACAUUGUGUAAUACAGGACUCUUACAAUUGCAGCCCGCAAGCAUGGAAUAUGGUUUUCAGCUAACCGAUGAAGGCAUAGAUCGUUUCAAAGCAAAAAUCUGUAUUGAAGUACAGCAUGCAAAAGAGUCUGUGAUAGCUGCAAUUGAACGAAAUGGUGGUGUCAUACGAACGGCUUAUUAUGACCCCAGAAGUCUGCAGAUGCUGGUGAAUCCAAAAAAAUGGUUUGAGAAAGGUGUUCCUAUUCCAAAGCGUUUGCUACCACCACAAGAUGCCAUCGAGUACUAUGUAUCAGCUAAAAAUCGUGGCUAUCUCGCCGACCCCGAACAAAUAAGUAAAGAGCGCUUGGUACUAGCACAAAAGUAUGGAUAUGAACUACCGCGUAUUGAAGAUGAUCCCGAUUAUGAAAUGUUGAUAAGCCAAAAAGAUGCCCGACAAAUAUUCUAUGGAUUGGAACCUGGAUGGGUGAUAGGUCUCAAAGACAAGAUUAUUGUUAAAUCAAAGGGCUUCCCCGAAGAACAAGCCAACUCUGAAAAAAAGCGCGAGGAUAACGAUGCCAAAGCAAGUUAGAUUAGUCUUUAGCAUGUGAAAAUCAUUUUGUUCGCAGUAAAAAUAAAAAAUCUUGCUGUAA